Messenger RNA from Peromyscus leucopus (white-footed mouse), 3510 nucleotides. It is a transcript of the gene Ldlrad3, whose product is annotated as low density lipoprotein receptor class A domain containing 3. The transcript has 6 exons. Gene Ontology annotation, biological process: receptor-mediated endocytosis. Lineage: Eukaryota; Metazoa; Chordata; Mammalia; Rodentia; Cricetidae. Gene Ontology annotation, cellular component: plasma membrane. The record is from RefSeq and is a predicted model, not a curated record. Gene Ontology annotation, molecular function: protein binding. Bases 645 to 1589 code for a protein of 314 amino acids.
ACAGUUGGAGAGCUCUGAGAUCAAGCUGUCAGGGGGCUUGGUUCCUUCUCAGUCCCUGUUGCUUGGUUUACAGAUGGCCGCCUUCUCUGGGUGUCUUCAUGUUGUCUCCUCCACAUAUGUCUGUGCUCACAUUUCCUCUUCCAGUGAGGGCACCAGUCCUAGUGAAUUAGGGCCCCCUUGAACAGCCUCAUUGUGAUGUAUUACCUCUUUAAGGACUCUGUCUUUAAAUGCACCCCCAUUAUGAAGUACUAACAAUUAGGCCUACAGCAUAAAGUUUUGGAGGGAUACAACACAGCCCCAAACACCAGGGGGAAAGUGGGCUGAGAUUCUUCUGGGUCAUCCAGCCACAUGUUUGGGAGCCUGGGGGUAGGAACGAUGCCCACAUGGUCCAGACACAGGUUCUAAAGGACGUUGCAGGGACUUCAGAGUCAGGAUCACACUGGGCUCUCUAAACCAGGUGGUGAGAGUUCACAUUUGUCUGAAGGGCACGGAGACACCAUCAGCUGUAUUUCCAAAGCUCACUCAGCGUGAAGAGAGGCAGCUGGAGGGAGUGAGAACUGCUAAGUAGCAGCUUGGCUUAAACAGAGAGCCAGCUGCUCCCUGGGAACAACUUCACCAACGAGUGCAACAUCCCAGGUAACUUCAUGUGCAGCAACGGGCGGUGCAUUCCGGGUGCCUGGCAGUGUGACGGGCUGCCUGACUGCUUCGACAAGAGUGACGAGAAGGAAUGCCCCAAAGCGAAGUCAAAAUGCGGCCCCACCUUCUUCCCCUGUGCCAGCGGCAUCCACUGCAUCAUCGGCCGCUUCCGAUGCAACGGCUUUGAAGACUGUCCGGAUGGCAGCGACGAGGAGAACUGCACAGCAAACCCACUGCUCUGCUCCACCGCCCGCUACCACUGCAGGAAUGGCCUGUGCAUCGACAAGAGCUUCAUCUGCGAUGGACAGAAUAACUGUCAAGACAACAGUGACGAGGAGAGCUGCGAGAGUUCCCUAGAGCCAGGCAGUGGGCAGGUGUUCGUGACCUCAGACAACCAGCUCGUGUACUACCCCAGUAUCACGUACGCCAUCAUCGGCAGCUCCGUCAUCUUCGUCCUGGUGGUGGCCCUGUUGGCCCUGGUCCUGCACCAUCAGCGCAAACGGAACAACCUCAUGACCCUGCCUGUGCACCGGCUACAGCAUCCUGUUCUGCUCUCUCGCCUGGUGGUCCUGGACCACCCCCACCACUGUAACGUCACCUACAACGUCAACAAUGGCGUUCAGUAUGUGGCCAGCCAGGCCGAACAAAACGCCUCAGAAGUAGGCUCUCCACCCUCCUACUCCGAGGCCCUGCUGGACCAAAGACCUGCGUGGUAUGACCUUCCUCCUCCACCCUACUCGUCCGACACCGAGUCUCUGAACCAGGCCGACCUGCCUCCUUAUCGCUCCCGCUCAGGUAGUGCCUACAGUGUCAGUGCGGGCUCCCAGGCGGCCAGCAGCCUCCUGAGUGUGGAAGACAGCAGCCACAGCCCAGAGCAGCCUGGCCCUCCAGAGGGCCCUGCUGAGCCCAGAGACUCCGUGCCCAGGGAGGGCACUGAAGAAGUAGAAAACUAAAGUGAUUCCAAAGUCCAUGUGGGUAGAUCUGCUCCACCUUGUUGAAUUCUAACAACAGCCUGUGCUCAUGAGACGCUCUUUGAGCUCCUUUUGAGGAUGUCUCAAGUUGAAGUUUGGGGUGCUGAUUGCUCUCCAUCACCAUCUCUUCCUCCAGAUUUCAGGGAUGUUCCUUGGGAUGACCUGGCACUCCUCUGUCCUCUUAGUUGACAUGAUGUCUUGUCAUCAUGUGUUCUGUGGGGUCGCUGUUCCUUCAGGGCCUACGAUUAUAGCCUCCUGCUUCAGAUGACUGUGCUACCGUUGGUCCAUCCAGUAGGUUUGUGACUGGGCAGGCAGCAGGAUGAAGCCAUAUGGAAGUGUCUUUGUCAAGGAUUUGGGGCCACGUUGCUCAUUCAGGUGAGAAGACACCAGACCAGGUCUCUUCUGGGCUGCCACCUUAUAGCUACAUUUGGAGACUUGGGUUGGAGGAUGCUGCCAGAAGGCCAUCAUCCCAGGGCACUCCAGAAGUGUCCAGGGGAACAUCAAAUCCCACCUUGUACUGUCCUGUUCAUCGUUCUUACUGCAGCAAAGGCCAAAGAAUAAUUCUGACAUGAACAACAGCUUUUGGCUCUCAGCACUCUCAUUUGGUUUUGUGACAGAUUCAGAAACAAUCUACCUGGCCUUAUAAAUUUGCCUAAGAAUCCUAAUUUGAGAGCCUUCUCUAGAAGUGUAGAUCCUCAGCAUCAUCCUUGAAAAAGUAGGAAAACCCUGCCACUGUUGAAAACCCUCAAUUCCUAAUGUGUAGGUUACCAGUGCCUGGGCCUGCCUUGACCUGAUGGUCCUUUUCCUGGCUUCUGGAUUGUCCCCUUCCAAGAUGACUUGGCAUAGCUAAGGACGAGGACCCAGGUUAAGUUGGCCCAAACUGUGAUCGAGCCCUUUGCCCCAUAAAACAGGCCCAGUCUGUCGUGCCCACACACGCAGCUUCAGGCCCCUAAGUUCCCCCAACACCUGGCAGUCUAUUUCCCAUGUGCAUUUGGACUUAAGGAUGCUCCUAGAAGUCCUAACUGACAUGAGAACCACAUUCAGUACCACCUGUGAGAACUCUCAGGUCACUGUACUGCACACACAGACCCAGGAACGGUGCAGCAAUUCAGGUUUAGGGUUAGAGUGAGGGUCAGGUCCAACCAAACAUCCCGGCAGUUUCUCCUAUGAGAGAAGUGGGCAAUAGAUAACUUGGAGUCAAGAUUUCCCAUUGGAUUUUUUAAAGUCUCUUAGAAAUGCAUUUGAAACGGUGUGUUUGUUUUUUUCCCUUCUAGUUAAGGGACUAUUUAUAUGUGUAUAGGAAAGUUAUCUGUUUGUUUUUGUUUUUGUUUCUCUUUUGGCGAGGUCCAAAGAAAGAUGCAAAAAAACAGUGCUGCCUUUCCCCAGCCCCAGCCCAUAAUGUCACCUCAGACUCACCUACAUGCCCAGCAUUUACAUUGGGGCAUCUGGAGUCACUAUUUAUCGAGUUCUUGAAAAAAUGCAGAGGGACAAGUCUCCCAACCAUUGUCUGUAUGUUUAAACUACCUUUCCUCUCUCUUGAUGCCUAGCCAGCCCUAGUGCAUGACACCACCACCCAUCCCCACCAACCAGGCAAUAAUGGGUAAACCAUACUAACCAGGGACAAAACUGGAACCAGGUGAUGCCACCUCAGGCAGCUGCCACCCAUUCAAAGCAUUUUUCCACAGCUGACGAAACUUUCAAUAACCUGUUCGAUGCUAAUUAAAAUGGAGCCUGCAGGAAGCAGGGAUGACGUGGCCUUCAAUGAUGCUGUUCCGUUGACUUUCCUUUUUAAAUAAAUCCAAACUAGACAGCUGGAAAGCUAGCCACAUGGGUUUUGUUUGUUUGUUUGUUUUUGUUUUGCUUAAAUAAGCCUAGCUGCUUGUAUCUUUCAUUUUUAAAAUAG